CAAAUUUGUGUAUAAAAUGCCGGGUGAUUGGUGUACGAUUAAAUUAUUAGUAUUCCAAUAAAAAGUUAGUUGUUACUUCAAUCUGUUAAAAGAGUUAAAUUAUUAGUGUUUUGUUAUUCAGUUAGUUUGUUGAAAAGUAUUCAAAAUGGCUUUUAUUCCUAUAAUAUGCCAAGAAAAUACCUUGGUUCCCCAUUGCCGGCGUCGUCGUAUUGGGGUACCUCAUCGACAUUUUGUUAAUGACAUUACGGAGGAUGUAUUGAAUUCAAUUGCAAUAGCUCAAUCAUUAUUUGGUACAGAAUAUGACCGAAUAAAUUCCGAGGUAAUGAGAGAAAAUUCUAUGCUAAACCGACCCAGAUCAUCUAUUACAAUUGAUAAACAAAAAUUCCAAGCCAAUUUUGAUGUGCAACACUUCAAACCUGAAGAAAUUACUAUCAAGGUAAAUGGUGACAGGAGCAUAACUAUUGAAGCCAAGCAUGAGGAGAAACAAGAUGAGCAUGGUGGAAUUUACAGGCAUUUUGUUAGAAAGUAUAAGUUACCAGAUAAUUGUGAUAUAGAAAAGAUAGAUUCUAAGUUGUCAUCUGAUGGUGUCUUAAGUAUUACAGCUCCUACUAUUAGUGAACAAUCUUCAGGCCACAGAACCAUUCCUAUUAUUCAAACUGGAAAGCCUAAAUCAAUGCAGCAAUUGUGGCAGGUUGAACAAAUGACAAUAUGAAGAGAUGGCAGUGUAAGUGAUAUUUUCGAAAAAUGUUACAGGAAAUCUCUUGUAUUAUAAAGACUGAGUUUUAAAUGUAUUGUUAAUUCCAUUUUUUUGUAUUUAUUGCAUUAUAAUAAUUUUUUAUUAAAUAUACCUAUUCAAAAAAUACCAACAUA
Diabrotica balteata is the source of this 870-nucleotide messenger RNA. NCBI's taxonomy places the organism in Eukaryota, Metazoa, Arthropoda, Insecta, Coleoptera, Chrysomelidae. The record is from the annotation of a GenBank genome assembly.